CCCAAAAACGAACCUGGACCAGCGGGACAAGAUGCAGGAGAGCUACGAGAGCGUCAUCUCCCUGGCGGAAGAAAUCGCCAUCAGUUGGCCACGGAUCACCGCCUUCGCCGAAUCGCACCGGAGGAGGGGGCUGGUGUCCGACGAUGGGUUGUUGAGCGAGAACGAAGAGGAAGACCCACCACCGGGCGAGCUGGAGAAGGGGGACGCCGAGGGGACGCCGGUGGGGAAGCCCAAAGGGACCAGCCCCACCGGUGCGGAAGGGACAAAACCCAACGAGAGUCCCCAAAAAGCCGAAAAUCAACCCAGAAAACCCUCGGGCAAGCGACAGGCUAAAUCGGGCCACCGGGGCUUCAAGAAGUUCCCCCCAAGGAGCUUGUUGGGCCACGGGCGCUGCCACGACUGCGGCAAAGCCUUGGCCUUCGGCUCGGCCUUCAACAAACGCCGGCGCGGCACCGAGCGGCCCCACAAGUGCCCCGAAUGCGGGAAGUGUUUUCGGCUCAGCUCCACCCUCAUCACCCACCAGCGCCGACACGCCGGCGAGAAACCCUACAAGUGCCCCGACUGCGGCAAGACCUUCAGCGUGGGCUCGGCCUUCAUCCAGCACCAACGCGUCCACGCCGGCACCGCCGCCGGCGCCGCCCCUUGCCAAUGCGGCGUCUGCGGGAAGAGCUUCACCGCCAGCGCCAGUUUGGUCAAACACCAAAAACUCCACCUGGAGGAAAAACCCUACAAGUGUGGGGAUUGCGGGAAGGGCUUCAACUGGAAUUCCCACCUGGAGCGGCACCGGCGCAUCCACACCGGCGAGAAGCCCUACUCCUGCCCCGAGUGUGGCAAGAGCUUCAGCUGGAGCUCCCACCUCGACCGGCACCGCCGGACCCACGCCGCCGCCGCCGCCGGCGAGCCCCCUUGCCGUUGCGCCGACUGCGGGCGCUGCCCGGCCCCUCGCGCCGCCGAAGGCUCCAAAACCCCCGAGAAGGCCUUGCAGUGCAACGAGUGCGGCAAAGGCUUCACCAAGAGCGCGGCCUUGGCCAAGCACCGGAGGGCCCACGCCGGCGAGAAGCCCUACAAGUGUGGGGAGUGCGGGAAGGGGUUCGGCUUGAACGCGGCCUUGCUGCAGCACCAACGGAGCCACGCCGCCGGCAAACCCUACCAGUGCGGCGACUGCGGUAAGAGCUUCGCCUGGAGCUCCCAUCUCGACCGGCAUCGGCGCAUCCACAUGGGGGAGAAACCCUACCGCUGCGGGGACUGCGGGAAGAGCUUCUCCCAGAGUUCCCACCUGGAGAGGCACCAACGCGUCCACGCCGGCGCCGAGCAGCCCUGCCAAUGCACCGACUGCGGCAAGAGCUUCUUGGCCUCCAACAAGCGCCGGCGGUUGUUGGCCGGCGCCGCCGGGGAACGACCCUGUAAAUGCACCGAUUGUGGAAAGAGCUUUCUAUGGGGGGCCCGGGCCCGACCGGCGCCGGAGAGGACCCACAAGUGCAGCGAAUGUGGGAAGAACUUCACCUACCGGGCGGAGAACGUCAAGCACCAAGGGACGCAGACCGGGGAGAAGCCCUACACCUGCCCUGAAUGCGGGAAGAGCUUCGGGCAAAAUUCGGCGUUGGUGAAACACCGGCGGAUGCACACGGGGGAGAAGCCCUACAAGUGUGGGGAUUGCGGGAAGAGCUUCAGCGUCCGCUCCAACCUCAUCAAACAUCAACGCACCCACCUCGGCGAGAAGCCCUACAAGUGCCCCGACUGCGGGAAGGGCUUCAUCCAGAAGUCGGACCUCACCAAGCACCGGCGGAUGCACACGGGGGAGAAGCCCUACAAGUGCAACGUCUGCGGCAAGUGCUUCAGCGUCUCCUCCAACCUCAUCAAGCACCAGCGCAUCCACCACGAUGGGUUGUUGAGCGAGAACGAAGAGGAAGACCCACCACCGGGCGAGCUGGAGAAGGGGGACGCCGAGGGGACGCCGGUGGGGAAGCCCAAAGGGACCAGCCCCACCGGUGCGGAAGGGACAAAACCCAACGAGAGUCCCCAAAAAGCCGAAAAUCAACCCAGAAAACCCUCGGGCAAGCGACAGGCUAAAUCGGGCCACCGGGGCUUCAAGAAGUUCCCCCCGAGGAGCUUGUUGGGCCACGGGCGCUGCCACGACUGCGGCAAAGCCUUGGCCUUCGGCUCGGCCUUCAACAAACGCCGGCGCGGCACCGAGCGGCCCCACAAGUGCCCCGAAUGCGGGAAGUGUUUUCGGCUCAGCUCCCCCCUCAUCACCCACCAGCGCCGACACGCCGGCGAGAAACCCUACAAGUGCCCCGACUGCGGCAAGACCUUCAGCGUGGGCUCGGCCUUCAUCCAGCACCAACGCGUCCACGCCGGCACCGCCGCCGGCGCCGCCCCUUGCCAAUGCGGCGUCUGCGGGAAGAGCUUCACCGCCAGCGCCAGUUUGGUCAAACACCAAAAACUCCACCUGGAGGAAAAACCCUACAAGUGUGGGGAUUGCGGGAAGGGCUUCAACUGGAAUUCCCACCUGGAGCGGCACCGGCGCAUCCACACCGGCGAGAAGCCCUACUCCUGCCCCGAGUGUGGCAAGAGCUUCAGCUGGAGCUCCCACCUCGACCGGCACCGCCGGACCCACGCCGCCGCCGCCGCCGGCGAGCCCCCUUGCCGUUGCGCCGACUGCGGGCGCUGCCCGGCCCCUCGCGCCGCCGAAGGCUCCAAAACCCCCGAGAAGGCCUUGCAGUGCAACGAGUGCGGCAAAGGCUUCACCAAGAGCGCGGCCUUGGCCAAGCACCGGAGGGCCCACGCCGGCGAGAAGCCCUACAAGUGUGGGGAGUGCGGGAAGGGGUUCGGCUUGAACGCGGCCUUGCUGCAGCACCAACGGAGCCACGCCGCCGGCAAACCCUACCAGUGCGGCGACUGCGGUAAGAGCUUCGCCUGGAGCUCCCAUCUCGACCGGCAUCGGCGCAUCCACAUGGGGGAGAAACCCUACCGCUGCGGGGACUGCGGGAAGAGCUUCUCCCAGAGUUCCCACCUGGAGAGGCACCAACGCGUCCACGCCGGCGCCGAGCAGCCCUGCCAAUGCACCGACUGCGGCAAGAGCUUCUUGGCCUCCAACAAGCGCCGGCGGUUGUUGGCCGGCGCCGCCGGGGAACGACCCUGUAAAUGCACCGAUUGUGGAAAGAGCUUUCUAUGGGGGGCCCGGGCCCGACCGGCGCCGGAGAGGACCCACAAGUGCAGCGAAUGUGGGAAGAACUUCACCUACCGGGCGGAGAACGUCAAGCACCAAGGGACGCAGACCGGGGAGAAGCCCUACACCUGCCCUGAAUGCGGGAAGAGCUUCGGGCAAAAUUCGGCGUUGGUGAAACACCGGCGGAUGCACACGGGGGAGAAGCCCUACAAGUGUGGGGAUUGCGGGAAGAGCUUCAGCGUCCGCUCCAACCUCAUCAAACAUCAACGCACCCACCUCGGCGAGAAGCCCUACAAGUGCCCCGACUGCGGGAAGGGCUUCAUCCAGAAGUCGGACCUCACCAAGCACCGGCGGAUGCACACGGGGGAGAAGCCCUACAAGUGCAACGUCUGCGGCAAGUGCUUCAGCGUCUCCUCCAACCUCAUCAAGCACCAGCGCAUCCACCUCGGGGAGAAACCCUACCAGUGCUCCGAGUGCGGCAAGAGCUUCAUCCAACGCUCCGAGCUCACCAUCCACCAGCGCGUCCACACCGGGGAGAAGCCCUACAAGUGCCCCGAGUGCGGCAAGUGCUUCAGCCGCAGCUCCCACCUCAACCGCCACCAGCGCACCCACACCGGGGACAAGCCCAAAGCCACCUCUGCUGCCACCACCACGGCCACCAACCCCUCUGGUGGCUUCUCCGGUGCCACCUUCUCCCCGCCGUUGGGCGGCUCGGCGGCCCCCAUC
Messenger RNA from Calidris pugnax (ruff), 3895 nucleotides. Its product is annotated as zinc finger protein 721-like. The record is from RefSeq and is a predicted model, not a curated record. The transcript is spliced from 4 exons. The annotation marks the transcript as partial. NCBI's taxonomy places the organism in Eukaryota, Metazoa, Chordata, Aves, Charadriiformes, Scolopacidae.